This is a messenger RNA of Selaginella moellendorffii, 752 nucleotides long. RefSeq names its product probable mitochondrial import receptor subunit TOM20. The transcript has 6 exons. NCBI's taxonomy places the organism in Eukaryota, Viridiplantae, Streptophyta, Lycopodiopsida, Selaginellales, Selaginellaceae. The record is from RefSeq and is a predicted model, not a curated record. Bases 52 to 675 code for a protein of 207 amino acids. Gene Ontology annotation, cellular component: mitochondrial outer membrane translocase complex. Gene Ontology annotation, molecular function: protein binding. Gene Ontology annotation, biological process: protein insertion into mitochondrial outer membrane.
ACCCUAGGCCCAAGAACCCUAAGUCAUUGUGGGGGCGGCAUUUGAUUCGCCAUGGACGACGGGCUCCCGCAGACCGAUAUGGAGCGCCUCGUCUUCUUCGAGGCAAUGCGCGAGCGCUGCGCCGCGGAGUAUCUCCGCAGCCCUCACGAUCCAGAGAACCUAACGAACUGGGGGAACGCUCUGCUCGAGCUAGCGCAUUUUCAACAGGGCGAUGAAUCGGUCCCGCUUGUAGAAGAUUCAAUCUCCAAGCUAGAAGCUGCGCUAAAGAUCAAUCCAAAGAAGCACCAAACGCUCUGGAUUCUAGGAAACGCUCACACUUGCCAUGGGUUCCUCGUAGCCGAUGUUUUAGAGGCUAGCGAGCAUUUUAAGAAGGCAGCUACUUGCUUCCAGGAUGCAUACAACGAGGAACCCAGCGAAGUUUACUCCAAGUCUCUAGAAAUGGCUCGCCAAGCACCAUUGCUCCAUCAAGAGCUCCAGGUACAGCUCGCUUCUCAAGGGAUGGCGAUCAACGCUUCAUCAUCGUCGAGUAGAAGCGGAAACAAGGGAAAGAAGAAGAAAUCGUCCAAGCGCAGCGAUUUGGCCUAUGAUGUUCUUGGAUGGGUGGUUCUGGCUAUUGGAAUUGUUGCGUGGGUUGGGAUGGCAAACAUGGCAAAAGCAGCUCCUAGUGCCAAGUAGUACCUCCUAAUGUUUUUCCUUUGUACAUCAAUUUUGAAAAGAACAAAUGCAUUUCAAUGGCAGCACCAAUGCUCACA